AUGGCGGUUCCAAGCAUGGACGUCAGUCAAUCGACCGAGGAAGAGAUGCCGGAUUUCUUCUUCUGUGGGACGACUACUUCAAAGAGAUUUAGGAUGUCGCGUACUUUGUUCAACCGCAUAGCUGAUGGUAUAUUUGAGCAUGACUAUGAUGAUUAUUUUACGCAAAAAAGAAGUGCUUCUGGAGCUCUUGGGUUACAUCCUUUGCAAAAGAUGACCGCGGCGAUGCGGAUACUAACAUAUGGAAUAGCAGCCGAUUAUGUUGAUGAGUACAUCCGGUCCGCUGAGUCUACUAAUUUAGAGUCUUGCAAGAAAUUUGUGAUCAAAAUUUGUGAAGUUUUUGGGGAAAAGUACCUGAGAUCUCCAAAUGAAGAAGACAUUGCUAGGUUACUUGCAAUAGGGGAGGAAAGAGGAUUUCCCGGUAUGUUAGGGAGCAUAGAUUGCAUGCACUGGGGGUGGAAAAAUUGCCCCAAAAAAUGGCAUGGGUCUCUGAAUGAUAUAAAUGUUCUUCAACGUUCUCCUGUUUUUACAAAGCUAGCCGAAGGCCAAACUCCUCCAGUGAAUUAUAGCAUCAAUGGCCAUCAGUACACAAUGGGGUAUUACCUUGCAGAUGGUAUCUAUCCACGAUGGGCAACAUUUGUGAAGAGCAUACCAGCUCCAACUAGCAGAAAGCAUAAAACUUUUGCCAAGAAGCAAGAGGGGGCUAGGAAAGAUGUGGAACGAGCCUUUGGAGUUCUGCAAUCCCGUUUUGCCAUUGUUCGUGGACCGGCUAAAGGAUGGAAACGUAAAGAAAUCACUGAUGUCAUGAAAGCUUUCACUUUCUUCCCUAUUUAA
Triticum dicoccoides is the source of this 831-nucleotide messenger RNA. RefSeq lists its product as uncharacterized. Lineage: Eukaryota; Viridiplantae; Streptophyta; Magnoliopsida; Poales; Poaceae. The coding region runs from base 1 to 831 and encodes 276 amino acids. The record is from RefSeq and is a predicted model, not a curated record. The transcript has 3 exons.